GUCCAUCCAUAAUCAGCUCUGUGUGCGCAGCUGUCUCUUCGCGGUGCGUUUCAGUAGUGUGUUAAAAUCCCAAGAUAUGGCAAAUUCUCUUUCAAUCGCUUUGGGAUGAUAUCUCAGCUGUAGGUGACUAUUUCUGCUACUCUUCUGCCUGCUGGAUCAAACAUAAAGCGGCACAUUGUGCCAGUUCAGCACCAUGCAUCUAUGGAGCUUAUUUCCUAUGUUGCUGUUCUUCCUCUGUGUAAGUUUUCUUCCAGUGUGUCUUGGUGCUCAUGGGAGGUAUGCUCAGAAGUUGCUGACUGAUUUGUUCGCUAACUACACCAACGCUCUAAGACCGGUGGAGGACACGGACCACAUCAUCAAUGUCACACUGCAGAUCACCCUCUCACAAAUCAUCGACAUGGAUGAGCGUAACCAGAUCCUGACCACGUACCUGUGGAUCCGGCAGGUGUGGACGGACGCCUACCUCACCUGGAAGAAGGAGGACUACGAUGGUCUCGAUACCAUCCGCAUACCUAGUAGUUAUGUAUGGAGGCCUGAUAUUGUCCUAUAUAACAAUGCUGAUGACCAGUUCUCCAGCUCCAUGGAGACCAACGUGGUGAUCCGUGACGAUGGACAGAUCAUGUGGGACCAGCCGGCCAUCACUAAGAGCUCGUGCUCCGUGGAUGUGUCCUUUUUCCCGUUUGAUGCCCAGCAGUGUCGCCUAACCUUCGGCUCCUGGACACACAACGGCAACCAGAUGGACCUGGUCAACGCCCUGGACAGCGCUGACCUGGCUGACUUCGUGGCCAACGUAGAGUGGGAGGUUCUGGGCAUGCCAGCCAAGAAGAACGUGAUCCUGUACGGCUGCUGCUCAGACCCCUACCCAGACAUCACCUACACCCUGCACCUGAAACGUAGGGCCUCCUUCUACAUUUUCAACCUGCUCAUCCCCUGUAUGAUGAUCUCCUUCCUGGCCCCGCUGGGCUUCUACCUGCCAGCUGACUCUGGGGAGAAAGUGUCCCUGGGGGUCACCGUGCUGCUGGCCCUGACCGUAUUCCAGCUGCUGGUGGCAGAGAGCAUGCCACCCUCGGAGAACGUACCACUCAUAGGCAAGUACUACAUUGCUACCAUGACGAUGAUCACUGCGUCGACCGCCCUGACCAUCUUCAUCAUGAACAUCCAUCACUGUGGUCCUGAGGCGCGUCCCGUCCCUGAGUGGGCCCGCCGCUUCAUCCUGCACUACCUGGCACGGAUCUGCUUUGUCUACGAGGUGGGAGAGAACUGCUUCACCGGCACCCCCAAGAAACGGGCCCCCCCUGAGCCCUCACCUGACCACAAUAUCAACCCCCAAACCAGCAGUACCAACUGGGAUGUGAACGGGCAGUCCUUGGGAGGCAUGGGAGGGAGGGGUGGAGAGGAAGGGGCUGGGGUGGGCGUAGAGACACAGGAAGAGAAAGAGGAGGGGGAUAGACUGGAUGUGAAAAGAGGCUCAUACCAAACGUUUGAGCCCAGCUGGUGGAAUGACGACCUGUUUGUGAGUAUAGAUGCUGGAGAGGAGGAGGAGGAUGGAGCAGCAGGAGGUGAGAAAGAAGGAGGAGGAGAGGCAGAAAAAGAGAAGGGUAUCAAAGGAGAAAGUGGGUGCAUGGGAGGAGCAGUGGAGACAGAAAGAGGCAAAGGUGGAGGAGGAGAGAGAGGAGAUGCAAGAGGAGCAGGAGAGAGAGGCUGUAUGGGAGAGGGUGGAGAAAAAAGGAAAGGAUCAUUAGGAGGCGCAGAGGCUAGGGAUAGAAGGGAGGUGGUGGUGAGAGCCCAGUGUGUGUGUCAACACCAGGCGCUACGCAGGAACAUCGAGUACAUCGCCAACUGCUACCAUGAUCAGCGCUCCACGCAGAGACGUACGGGUGAGUGGAGGAAGGUGGCCAAGGUCAUGGACCGACUCUUCAUGUGGCUCUUCUUCAUCAUGGUCUUCCUCAUGAGCCUCCUCAUCAUGGGCAAGGCUGUCUGAGCAUGUGCAGAGAGAAGAGGGAGAAGGCUCCGGGUACAAGUUGCCCUUAGGCACAGAUCUAGGAUCAGAUCAUACCCUUCCCAAAUACUGACCUUGACCAUUAAGGGGGAUCCCAAACAGACCUUAGAUCAGUUUCUAAUGGCAACUUUAUCCUACUCCAAGGAGAUACUGUGUAUGUGGAAAUGUGUUUUUGUACCUAGUAUACUAGCUGUUUAUGUUCCAAGGCUGUGAGGAAGAGACUUAAUUGAUCUCUUGAUACAGAGGUGGGGAACUUGGCAGUUUCUCUGUAUCUGUCACGAAUUCAGCUGAGGCUGCCCCUCCUCCUUGCUCAGGCAGGUUUUGGCGUUCGUCGUCACCGGCUUACU
Molecule: messenger RNA, 2346 nt
Organism: Coregonus clupeaformis (lake whitefish)
Lineage: Eukaryota; Metazoa; Chordata; Actinopteri; Salmoniformes; Salmonidae
Product: neuronal acetylcholine receptor subunit alpha-10-like
Exons: 6
Coding region: 194-1981 (595 amino acids)
Biological process (GO): signal transduction; monoatomic ion transmembrane transport; regulation of membrane potential
Cellular component (GO): postsynaptic membrane; synapse; neuron projection
Molecular function (GO): transmembrane signaling receptor activity; acetylcholine-gated monoatomic cation-selective channel activity
Source: RefSeq, a predicted model, not a curated record